AUGGACAGUCUUCCAGCCGGCGUCGAUCUCUCCAAGGUACCUAUCGCGCCCAACCCUAACGGCGAACCACCAAAUUUCAUCGAUCCGUCCUCUCUCCUGACAGCCGUGGAGGGAGUUGGCAUAUCGCUCAUUGUCGUGAGCGUGUCUGUGCGCCUGUUCGCUAACUGGCGGCAUACGGGGAGGCUUAGAAUCGAUGACUACCUCUGCUUGCUCGGCGAGGUUAUUGGCAUUACAAACUGGGCCUUGAACUACAGUCUCGCCCGCGAUUGUGCCGCCAAGCACACAUGGGACGUCCCUGUCUCUCUUAUAGCCUCGCAAUCGACCCUCGAACGAAUAGGCCCCACUCAGGUGCUUGGUGGUCUCGCCUUGUGGGCUGUCAGAACAGCGAUCCUAGUGCUCUUCAUCCGCAUCUUCCACAGCAUCCGCUGGAUGCGGAUUACCUCGUAUUGCCUCAUCGUUAUCACUGCGCUAUUCUACGCCUCCAGCCUCAUUGUGAUCGUUGUCUCCUGCGUCCGUCGAAAAGACCAAGCUUCGCAAAUCAUCCCGCCAAUGGAGACGCUCGUUAUUGCCGCGUAUGGCGUCCUCAUCGAUAUCACCAUCUUCGUUCUGCCGCUACCGAGUAUCAGCAGCCUUCGACUAGAUGCGCGCAAGAAGAUUGGGAUCGUAGUCGUCUUUCUAGUGGCUUUUCUGACCGUCAUCACCAGCGUAGCAUCGUUCGCCUUCAGAGUCAAGCUUUAUCUGGGCAACGAUCUCGUGUGGAACGGCUUCAAUAUAGUCAUUACGGGCUUCGCAGAAGUCUUCGGCGCCGUCAUCGUUAGCUGCGCCCCCGCUUUAUCCUCGUUCUGGAAUCAUUUCUUUACGCAGACGAAAUUCUAUGCCGCGCUGCGCUGCGGCUUCUCGCGCCGGAAGCGCAUCGGAGCGAGUGAGAGCGGGAAGCCGAAUGCCGGGGCCAGGAGAGCGAUGUUUCAACGGACAUUCCGUAUUGUUAAUGAGGAGUCGUGCGGUGCGUCUGGAGCGAAAGAUGUCGAUACCCUCGGGGACUCCGAUGAGGGGUGUUGUUAUCCGGUCGACGGGGAUUGA
Molecule: messenger RNA, 1080 nt
Organism: Trematosphaeria pertusa
Lineage: Eukaryota; Fungi; Ascomycota; Dothideomycetes; Pleosporales; Trematosphaeriaceae
Exons: 6
Coding region: 1-1080 (359 amino acids)
Source: RefSeq, a predicted model, not a curated record